AUGGCCAAGCGGAAGUUUGUGUCGUCGAAGAAAAAUGCACCGAGUCGCACCAUUUCUAGCAAAGAGGCGGCGUUGCAUUGUCGAACUGGUAGCCGAGUUGGUGUCGAGUCUCAAUCCAGUAAUUCUGUAGCCUCAUCUGAUGUGGAAUCAUCCACACCGCUGUCGUCGGAAUACGAGCAAGAAGAUGAUGAUGAUUUGAACGUUAGUCAAAGCGUCACGCCGCAGCCAAUGGCGGUAGAGGUGAUGCCGGCUACUGUAGGAAGAGGAAAGCAGCUUCGAUUCCCGACUGCUCUCUCACGGGGUAAGGUACUUCCAGCUGAAGGAGGUGUCGCAUCUGAUGGUGACCACGACUCGGAUGAUGAAAGUUUGUUAUCAGUUGCGGACAGCGACGAUGACAAUCAAGACCGAGGGGAGACUGCAAUGGAGAUUGAGGAGGAACCUACUGUCGCAACGCCUCCUAUACAUAUUGAAUCUUUGUCAAUGACUAAUGAUGUGAAGAGUUUUAACAAGGACGCACCAACUUACCCGAUUAAAGCGGUUCGGGCGCGGAAGCGACAUCGUCCAGACUCGGAGUACUACAAGCAAAUGUCAACGUACGUACGAGACUGCUUGCUUAGUGUACGACACGGAAGUAAUAGUGAUACACUAGUAGACGCAUUUAAAGAUGACUCAUCGUCGCGGCACGAUGAGUUUCGACGGAGACUUACCGCAGGAGAAGUAGAACGCGUGACAUGGAAGGAACCUCCUUCUGUGGAAUCGGGUGGUACUUUAUCCCAUGAUGCUUCCUCCAGUAAAACAACUAAGUCAAGCAAGUCCAGCAAGUCAAGCAAAAUGAGCAAGUCAAGCAGGUUAAGCGAGCAAAGUAAUUCCAGCAAGCCGAGCAAAGCCAGCAGCAAAAGCAAGACGCUUGCAUCGGACUCAAGAGAUGCCUUCACAGAUAAGUCGAUUCCUCUUUUGUCAAAUGGGUCCGCCAAUCAUCUUACACCACCGACACAACCUACAGCUCCAGUUGCACCAAGUGCACCGGCAAUGUGUGAAAUUUGUAAAAAGAAGCUGAGUGGUGAAACAUCAAAAGAGGACGAGGAGAAGCAGGAGCGGUCACUGAAAAUGGAAAAGGAUGUAAAGGCAGAAGAGGUGAAGCAGCCACUUAUAGAGGUGAAGCAGCCACUCGAAGAGGUGAAGCUGCCACUCGAAGAGGUGAAGCUGCCACUCGAAGAGGUGAAGAAGGAACCUUUAUCACAAGCUCUUACCCCUUUCGUUGGACAUUUCACAAUCACAUUCUCACCCGGAAGUGAUGCACAAAAUUUGCGACUUGAGUCGGCGAAACUUAUGAACGAGGCACGAAAACUAAAGCACGAGGGAAACCGCCGUGGAUCAAGCGAACGUGGCAGUGGAGGACAUGUCACUCAGGGCAAAUACUAUUUGCGCUCAGGUGCCAAGUUUUUCGAGUAUGCACUUAAACUGCAGGAAGUUAAGAUGGCGUACCAGGAAAAGGGUGAUGUUCAACACGCGCGCACGUUCGGUGAAAACUGCGUCACGACGCUUUCACAAACGUCUUCGCUAAUUGAGAGCACCAUCCGCGCUUUUCAAAGUGCUGGCAGCAUGCGGCUAGCUGCAUUAGGCUGCAAGAUGGCCGCCGUAGUACACCUGACCGUUUACCGGUUGCAGCACCGCAAGUUGCAGUCAUUUUACUCGGAGUUGUUUACACCUGGACGUUCACCUGAGUCACGGGAGAACGGUCUUACUCCACCGAUCGACCCAACUUGCAACCUGAACGGCAAUAGCAGUAAAGAUGCGGCAAUGUGCAAGCAUCUGCUGAAGGAGAUGGAGCAUACGUUGCGCGGUUUUGAAAUGUGGCGGCGCUACGAGUCCUACAAGGUGAGCGUGCUACCGCGGGUGACAAAUCCCGUGAUCAUCGACCCAGCUGUGUUCUUUGAGGACUUUGAAGCAGAGUUUAAUCUGUCUUAG
This is a messenger RNA of Peronospora farinosa, 1968 nucleotides long. The record is from the annotation of a GenBank genome assembly. NCBI's taxonomy places the organism in Eukaryota, Oomycota, Peronosporomycetes, Peronosporales, Peronosporaceae.